Molecule: messenger RNA, 1351 nt
Organism: Magnolia sinica
Lineage: Eukaryota; Viridiplantae; Streptophyta; Magnoliopsida; Magnoliales; Magnoliaceae
Product: GDSL esterase/lipase At4g26790-like
Exons: 3
Coding region: 4-1095 (363 amino acids)
Molecular function (GO): hydrolase activity, acting on ester bonds
Source: RefSeq, a predicted model, not a curated record
UUCAUGUUACAAUGCAAAAUGGCCCAUUCUAGUCAUAUGAUGGCCCACAUGAUCAUCCCAUGGCUCCUCUUACUUCAAUUGCUAAUUCUCGCCGUAGAGAUUGAUGGAUCGGUUAACAUUCCGUCGAUCAUCAUCUUCGGCGAUUCAUCCGUGGAUACUGGAAACAACAACUACAUUUCGACGAUUGCCAGGAGCAAUUUCGAGCCAUAUGGCCGUGAUUUCAAAGGUGGACGGCCCACCGGACGGUUCUGUAACGGCCGAGUGGCGACUGACUUCAUAUCGGAGGCGCUCGGGCUCAAACCAGCCGUACCGGCCUACUUAGAUCCAACAUAUAGUAUCAAGGACCUGGUCACCGGAGUUUGCUUUGCAUCGGCCGGCACCGGAUACGACAAUGCCACUUCUGAUGUGCUAAAUGUGAUACCACUAUGGAAGCAGUUGGAGUACUUCAAAGCCUACCAAAUGAAGCUAAGAACUUAUCUUGGGGAGAAAUCAGCCAACAGAAUUCUCACUGAAGCUAUGUACAUGAUCAGCUUAGGGACCAAUGAUUUCUUGGAGAAUUACUACGUUUUAAACCGUCGAUCUCAACAAUUCACCAUCGACGCCUUUGAGGAUUUCCUCGUUGGGAUUGCUGAUAAAUUCGUUAGAGAUCUCUACAAUCUGGGUGCCCGGAAAAUCUCGAUCGGCGGCAUCCCGCCGAUGGGAUGCAUGCCGUUGGAACGGACGAAUAAUGUCAUGGCCGGUAGCACUUGUGUGGAGAAAUACAACACGGUGGCACGUGAUUUCAACGGCAAGAUGCGUGCAUUGGCGUUUAAGUUAAGAAAUGAGCUUGUGGGAAUCAGAACCGUCCAUUCAGAUGUUUAUGAUACCAUGCUGCUAGCCAUUGAAAAGCCUUCCAUGUUCGGAUUUGAAAACGUGGCAGUCGGAUGUUGCGCGACGGGAAUGUUCGAGAUGGGCUACUUGUGUGAUCGAAUGAAUCCGUUCACCUGCCAAGAUGCAAGCAAAUACGUAUUUUGGGAUUCAUUCCACCCCACCGAGAAGAUGAAUCAGAUCAUAGCUGAUCAUGUCAUGAACACUUCCUUAGCUGCGUUUGUAUAAAUACCACAAAUGUACGUACGUCGCUGAGUAUAUAUAAACGUACACUCGCCGUUCAUAUCAGCUGGGUUUGUAUGAAUACUGGCCAAAAUGUACGUAUAGAUACGUAUACCAUGAAGACUAGCUGAGAUGAGUAUGUAUGCAUACUCCACUAUUAUAUACGUAUAUGUCUACUAGUAGAUAGCGUACUACUACAUGUAUGAGUAUUGGUUUGCAUGUAAGGAUGAUUAAAUUUUCUUCUUCUAUUUUUUCUCUAAAA